AUGAAAAUUGAAGGGAAGACAGCCAUUGUAACGGGCGGCGCUCAAGGCAUUGGAGAGCAAUUCUGCCGUGCUCUUGUUGAUCACGGAGCCAAUGUGAUUAUUGCAGAUCUUAAGAAACAAAGAGGCGAAGAUCUUUGUAGGGAAUUAAACAAACAAUAUAGAUCCAAUCGUGCAAAAUUCAUACAAUGUGAUGUAACAUCCAAGGCGGAUUUACAAAAUACAAUCCAUUUUGCUAUCAAGACAUUUGGUAGAUUGGAUAUUUUAUGUAAUAAUGCGGGUGUAACAGAAAUCGGAAAUUGGGAGAAAGCUAUCGAGAUCAAUUUCACUAGUGUAAUUCGUGGUACCAAGUUAGCAAUAGAAGUAAUGUCUACACGAAAUGGUGGCCAUGGAGGAGUAAUUAUUAACACUGCAUCUAUGGGAGCAAUAUUUCCUAUCAUGGGUGGCCCUGUCUAUAGUGGAACUAAAUUUGGAGUUUUGGGCUUCUCACGAAGCUUGAGCAACUUGAAUGCAUCGGACGGUAUCCGUGUUAAUGUCAUAUGCCCUGCAUUUGUGCGAACUGAAAUGUUUGAAGCUUCUAUUCCAAAUUAUAUAGACAGCUAUGGUAAUGACUUUCAGAAGAAGAUGAAAAAGCACAUUGUCAGUCCAGUUCUGGUUGCCCGUGGAAUGAUACAAUUGGUAGAAGAUGACACAAAGAAUGAUGCCGUUAUGCGAGUUACUGGUGUUCGUGGUAUCGAUUACUAUAAAUUUCAAGAAUCUAAAUUAUAA
This is a messenger RNA of Trichoplax adhaerens, 765 nucleotides long. RefSeq lists its product as uncharacterized. The transcript is spliced from 7 exons. Gene Ontology annotation, cellular component: cytoplasm. NCBI's taxonomy places the organism in Eukaryota, Metazoa, Placozoa, Uniplacotomia, Trichoplacea, Trichoplacidae. Gene Ontology annotation, molecular function: oxidoreductase activity, acting on the CH-OH group of donors, NAD or NADP as acceptor. The record is from RefSeq and is a predicted model, not a curated record. Bases 1 to 765 code for a protein of 254 amino acids.